AUCAGUGUGUAGUUUUUGUUUACAUUUUAUUUCUGGAUCAUUCGAGUUGGUUCGAAGACUUUCAAAGCUAAAUGAUUCGUUUAUAAAAGCAAUUGCAGAGCCUUUAGUUCAUUUUACUUCAAGUUCACGAUAUAAAAAGUUGAAUAAAAUGUCAGACGGAGAUCCAAAUCAACCGAGGCAGCCCCGUAACUUACAGGGGUUGCUGAAAUUCGCUAUGGAAGCCACUCAAGCGGAAGAUGCACCGGAUCCGGCACAGAUUCCACCGAUGGACGACGAAAGGCGCCAGUUUUUGGAAAAUGCUUUGCGCUCUCUAACCGUGGACGUAGUUCAGGAAAUCGAGAAAGCUAUGAAAGCCCUGCUGGAUCGUGAAACGCCGGAAGAAGACAAAGCCGAAGCCAUCGAUGUGGUUAUCGAUUUUGUUCAGGAUAUAGAUACGGCCAAUGGUUUCUUCAAGCUAGGAGGGUUCACAAUCAUAAACCCAGGUUUGGCGUCACCCAACGUCGAAGUUCGUAUCGGCACUCUUCGGUUGAUAGCGGAGCUUUCGCAGAACAAUCCGUUUUGUCAGAAACAUUUACUGGAAGCCGACGUCCUACCGAAGCUAGUGGAGCUAUUGUCCGACGAGCAAUCGGUGGCCAAUCAGGCUAUGCACGCCAUUUCCUGCAUGGUUCGCAACUUUGAACCCUGCCUUGCUGCAUUUAUUGACAUGGGUGGUUUGGAGUGUCUUUUAGGAUGCAUUCAAACGGAUAACGAAAAGCUACGCAUCAAAACUUCGUUUCUAAUGUCAAACCUCUGCUCCGAAUUUGCCCCGGUCAGAGACGAGUUCAUUAAACUGAACGCAGUUGAGCGCGUUGUGGCCUCUGUGAAUCCUACAGGCAAGUUUGAUCCGAAGCUCGAAACGGCACUCUCGACGUUGAACGUAUUGACCGAAAGUCCAGAAGGCGUUCGACGUUGUCAAGAUUCGGGAUUGGGACUGAAAUCGAAGUUAGAAGCAAUCCUCAGACUUAACGCAAAUAAGGAAGAAUGCUUGGAACAAGUCGAAUACACUAAAACGCUUCUUAAACGUUGCUUUUUGGAGAAAGUUACGGAUACCGAUCGAUGAUUCAAGUUGUACAAUAAAGUUUAUUUAUAAAAUUAAUUUUCAUAACUACAAAACUUCUGUCUACUUUUCACGUCUAUGUAAUGAUUGGCCCAAAUUCCAACAGGACUUCUUUCAAAUUUUCCUAAACUAGUCCAUUAAAGUAACAUUUGA
Molecule: messenger RNA, 1249 nt
Organism: Uranotaenia lowii
Lineage: Eukaryota; Metazoa; Arthropoda; Insecta; Diptera; Culicidae
Product: hsp70-binding protein 1-like
Exons: 4
Coding region: 149-1099 (316 amino acids)
Molecular function (GO): protein binding
Source: RefSeq, a predicted model, not a curated record